AGGUAGUUAUUCCAGUUUCAAACUCUCGAGAAAUUGAAGAGAUAGAGAGGAAGAUCGAGAGAAGAGCAAUAUGGAAUUGCAGGGGGGAAUCCCUCUGCUGGUGCAACAGUACAAAGCAUUAUUGAAGAAAAAUUAUUUACUUGCAUGGCGUAACAAGCCAGCCACAUUCCUACAGCUCUUCUCAUCACUCUUCUUCAUCUUCCUUCUCUUCAGCAUUCAGAAAGCUAGCGAAGGGCGCUCGUCCUCUGUUGAGAAAGAUUUGCCCGACCCUGACCCUCUUGUCACCCCACCUAUCCCCCCCUGCGAGGACAAGUUUUUCAUUAAGGUCCCUUGCUAUGAUUUCAUUUGGAGUGGCAAAGAUAGUAAAACUAUUGGGGAUAUUGUCAAAAGAAUUAUGGCUAAUAAUCCUGGUAGGCCUAUUCCUCCCAACAAGGUUCUUGCAUUUAACACUAGAGAAGAAGUGGAUAAAUGGCUUUUCGAUAAUCCUGUGCGUUGUCCUGGAGCUCUGCACUUUAAUGUAAUAAAUGGAAAUAUUAUCAGUUAUGGUAUACAGACAAACUCUACCGAAGUUAUGAAGCGAAGAGUUUUUGAAGAUCCAACUUUUAAGUUCCAACUCCCACUUCAACUAGCAGCAGAGCGCGAAAUCGCGAGGACUCUGAUUGGAGAUCAAAAUUUCCCCUGGGUUGUCAGUUUAAAGGAAUUUGCACAUCCUCCUGGUGAAGCAUCCUCUACCACGUCUAGUGUAGGGCCAAUCUUUUUCCUGGCAGUUGCUAUAUUUAGUUUUGUCUUCCAAAUCACUGCUUUCAUCACUGAAAAGGAACUCAAGCUUCGACAGGCAAUGACUAUGAUGGGUCUCUUUGAUACUGCCUAUUGGUUGUCAUGGAUCACUUGGGAAGGACUCCUCAUUUUCAUCUCCUCUCUUCUCACUGUCAUCUUUGGAAUGAUAUUUCAGUUUGAUAUUUUCUUGCGCAAUAACUUCAUAGUCGUGUUCCUUCUCUUUUUCCUCUUCCAACUUGCUAUGACUACUUUUGCAUAUUGGCUGUCUGCUUUCAUGAACAAGUCAGCUUCAGCAACAACUGUGGCUUUCUGCGUCUUUAUUGUUGGUUUCGUUACUCUGAUGGCUUCAAGUGGUGGAUAUCCCUAUUCCCCUGGUUAUAACCAAAGCCACAGGGAUUGGUGGUCAUUGUUCCCACCAAAUCUUCUUAAUGCAGGUCUUCAGUUACUUGCUAGAGCAACUGAAACUCCUAAAGAUCCGGGUAUUAACUGGAGUACUAGGGCAAAGUGUCUACCUGCUGAACCAACGUGCGUAAUUACCAUGCAUGAUGUAUAUAUAGGGCUCGUGAGAUUGUUUUUUCUCUUUUUCGUUCUGGCUGUAUACUUUGACAAUAUAAUUCCAAAUAUCUCUGGUGUGAGAAAAUCAAAAUUCUACUUCCUAUUUCCUGGAUAUUGGACUGGUAAAGGUGGAAGUAAAGUGAGAGAGGGCGGUUGCUGUAGCGUCUGUUCAGGUUCAUUGCCAAGGCCGCAAAUUACUACACCAGAUGACGAAGACGUUCUUACAGAAGAAAACACAGUUAAAAAGCAAGCUAUGGAAGGUGGAUAUUCCAACAUUGCAGUUCAAAUACGCGGCCUUAUCAAGACAUAUCCAGGAAAGUCAAAAGGUUGCUGUUGUUGUUUCAUAACUGGUCCUCCUUUCCAUAGUGUCAAGGGCUUAUGGUUGAACGUCGAAAAGGAUCAGCUGCUUUGUCUUCUUGGGCCCAAUGGAGCUGGGAAAACUACUACUAUAAGUUGUUUGACUGGGAUUAACCCUGUUACUGUUGGAGAUGCAUUAGUAUAUGAUGAGUCCAUACGAAGCUCUAGCGGCAUGACAAACAUUCGAAGGAUGAUGGGGGUUUGUCCCCAGUUUGAUAUUCUUUGGGAUACAUUAUCUGGUCAAGAACACCUUCAGCUUUUUGCCAACAUUAAAGGUCUACCCCCUGCUUCAAUAGACACGGUUGUAGAAAAACUAUUAGCCAAGUCAAAAAUCACAAAGGUAGCAGCCAAAGUGAGAUCCUGUAGUUACAGUGGAGGAAUGAAACGACGACUUAGUGUUGCUAUAGCCCUUAUUGGAGAUCCAACGUUGGUUAUUUUGGAUGAACCGACUACUGGUAUGGAUCCGAUAACGCGAAGGCAUGUUUGGGACAUAAUUGAGGAUGCUAAAAAAGGGCGUGCCAUUAUCUUGACAACCCAUUCAAUGGAAGAAGCUGAUAUCUUAAGUGACCGCAUCGCUAUCAUGGCAAAGGGAAGGCUUCGUUGCAUUGGAACUUCAUUAAGGUUGAAAUCUAAAUUUGGAACUGGUUUCAUUGCUACUGUAAGCUUUUCUGGGGAGACGACAUCUCAACCUGAAGCUUUGAAACACUUCUUUAAAAGUCGUUUGGACGUGGUGCCUAAAGAAGAAAACAAGUCCUUCCUAACUUACGUUAUUCCUCAUGACAAGGAGAGGGUGUUGACGGACUUUUUUACUGAGCUUCAAGGUAGAGAGACAGAAUUCGGUAUAAAAGAUAUCCAGCUCGGUCUUACAACUCUAGAAGAAGUUUUCAUGAACAUAGCUAAACAGGCAGAAAUUGAAAGUGCAGCAGCUGAAGGAAAAUUUACAACUCUUACAUUGAAUACAGGGCAAUCAGUUGGAGUACCUGUGGGAUCAAGAUUUGUGGGAAUUCCAGGAACAAAAUCUCCACAGAAUCCUGGAGGUAUUAUGGUGGAAGUAUAUUGGGAGCCAGAUGAUUCUGGUAGACUUUGCAUUUCUGGUCACUCGCAACACAUGCCAAUACCACCUCAUAUUCAACUACCAGAUCCUCCAAAUGCCAAAUCAGCUAGAACCCUAGGAGUUGUAAUUGACCCUGCACAACUCAAAAUGUUAUAGUCAUAACAAAAAUAUUAGGAAAUAUAGGGACCUAGGUAUGUAAACUCAGAUAAAGUAUGAGAUUAGAAGCAUCCACUGUGCAUAGUCUUAUCCUAUUCGAGUCUCAGUUUACCAUAAGCCGCUAGCGCUUCAAAAGGUGAAAGUUUUGCAGUAGGAGCCUUUAGUUUGUUGAUUUGGUUCAAAAGUUUUGCAUAUCAUUUACGUGUAUAGAACCAUAGGUAACAUGUCGUAAAUGUUGCAGUUUUCUUGUAUCACAAGUAUCUCCUUUAUAAUGACAUUUUUGGCUAAUGUAUUAAACAUAUUUACUACA
Messenger RNA from Nicotiana tabacum (common tobacco), 3209 nucleotides. Its product is annotated as ABC transporter A family member 2-like. NCBI's taxonomy places the organism in Eukaryota, Viridiplantae, Streptophyta, Magnoliopsida, Solanales, Solanaceae. Gene Ontology annotation, biological process: lipid transport; transmembrane transport. The record is from RefSeq and is a predicted model, not a curated record. Gene Ontology annotation, molecular function: ATP binding; lipid carrier activity; ATP hydrolysis activity. Gene Ontology annotation, cellular component: intracellular membrane-bounded organelle; membrane.